Cryptococcus deneoformans JEC21 is the source of this 2610-nucleotide messenger RNA. RefSeq lists its product as hypothetical. Gene Ontology annotation, molecular function: antiporter activity; xenobiotic transmembrane transporter activity. Lineage: Eukaryota; Fungi; Basidiomycota; Tremellomycetes; Tremellales; Cryptococcaceae. Gene Ontology annotation, cellular component: membrane. The record is from RefSeq and is a predicted model, not a curated record. Bases 70 to 2430 code for a protein of 786 amino acids. Gene Ontology annotation, biological process: xenobiotic detoxification by transmembrane export across the plasma membrane. The transcript has 14 exons.
AGCGAGCGACCUUGAGCCGCUCCACAUCUACAUUCACCAUUUACAAUCACCAGCAGGUGCAAGAGAGCCAUGUCCAACUACCCUCACUCGGCAGCCAUCGCAUCCUCCCUCUCCACUUCCCCAUACGCCCUCCAGUCGAACCUCGAAAACCUCAUCUCCAGAUCACGCACCCAUCCACACCCACAUCGCGUAGCAGGCGAACACUCCCCGCCACACCACAAUAACUAUGCACAGCAGCCCUCUCCCUCUCAUCCGCACCCAGCGGAAGGCUCCGACGAUGAUUUAGACAAAUCUACAACUGGUCAUACGCUCGCGGCCCAUCACGCACCAGGGGUAGGCACCAUCCAGGAAGCCUCUCUUGACGAGCCACUCAUAUUCCAAGAUGACGAGGAUAGUAUUAACACCGAUCGCCAGCGAGGAGAACGUACCAGUCUCUUGAACCAUGAUUGGAAGAGGCGUGUGUCAAGGACAGCUAGACGGUCAUAUGGUGCCGCGAGUGCACCGCUGGGAGCGUACGAGGGUUCGCGGCGAGUCUCGUCGGUGGAUGGCCUCGGCGCAGGCAACAGUAGAUCAAGGUCUAAAGCCCGCACGCCACCUCGCCGUGAAAGCGAGCACGGCCGUAAAAACAGAGAUGGAGAUGUCGCUCAACCCCAUGGCGUCCCUGCUCAGUACUCAUCCGACGAAGAUUCUACCUCCACUCACAGGGGCCGUUUUCAAGGCCAACGUCCGCUGUCAUACACAUCCUCUCCGUACUCUUCUCCCACUUCUCCUUUUCGCAGCAAAACUGUGCGUGUAGCAGAUGAGUCUUCCGACGAGGAUGAAGGAGGGGACCUUGCUCGAGGGUUACUAGCAACGAGUGGAACGGGCGUUUUCGCAGGCAGUGGUAGGGUGGGAGACGCAGGGCUAAUGGAUUUGGACCCGGUGGAAGAGCUUGACGCCGAAGAUCUGGAACUUCCGGUAGGGGAGGAUGGAACAGAAGUGAGAGAUAGGACAAAAGCUAUCAAGGCUGAGCUUCCGAUCAUCCUGCGUUCUGCGCUGCCGGUCUUUUUCACCCAGGCUGCGGAGUGGUCUCUAGUCCUUGCCUCUGUGGUGUCGAUAGGGCACCUGGGAACAACUGAGCUGGCUGCAUCUUCGUUGGCAUCAAUGACCGCCUCCGUAUCUUGUUUCUCUAUUCUACAGGGACUUGCUACUGCUUUGGAUACUCUUCUCCCCGCCGCUUGGACAUCAUCAGACCCCUCGCGGGUGGGUCUCUGGACUCAGCGAAUGUUCAUUGUAAUGGGGUUCUCUAUGAUCCCGAUGUAUCUUUUGUGGUGGAAUAUCUCUCCCAUCCUUGUUGUUCUAGGGCAAGAGCCAGAGGUUUCCCACAGUGCAGGCGUCUAUCUUAGAUGGCUCUCUAUUGGUAUUCCAGGGUACGGAGGCAACGUACUGGUAAAAAAGUAUCUUCAAGCACAAAAUCUCAUGCAUGUCCCGACAUAUACAUUAUUUUUUGUUGCACCUCUCAACCUCUUUAUGAACUGGUUGCUGGUCUGGGGUCCAGAGCCAGUUCGUCUUGGUUUCCCUGGCGGAGCGUUUGCUACUGCCAUGAGCUACAAUCUCGCUUUUGUCAUUUCGUCCCUAUGGGCUGUUUUCUGUGGGCCUCGCGAAGCUUUCCACCCUAUACGGUUCAAGUAUGCUUUCUCUAAACUUGGUACAGUCACCUCUCUAGGUCUGGCAGGAACUAUCAUGCUUUCUUCAGAGUGGUGGGCGUGGGAGGCGUGCGCCCUUGCCGCAUCUCUUCUUGGCCCAACGACGCUUGCUGCCCAGUCAGUUCUUCUCUCCACUGCCUCGACCUUUUUCCAAGUUCCUGCGAGUCUGGGUAUCGCGUCUGCAGUGCGGGUAGGGAACUUGUUGGGGGCGGGGAGAGACUGGGAAGCCAAGUGGGCUAGUAGGACCUGUUUGUUCUUGAGUGUGACAUUUGCGUUGGUCAACAGCACGAUCUGUAUUAUAUUCAGGACUAAUUGGGGUUAUUUAUUCAAUAAUGACCCCGAGGUUGUAGCACUUGUGGCUUCCGUCAUGCCUUAUAUCGCCCUUUUCCAAAUCGCAGAUGGUAUAGCCGCAACAUCGGGAUCCAUUCUUCGUUCACUCGGACUACAUACGACCGGCGCCCUGAUCAACCUCACGUCAUAUUAUAUCAUCGGCCUCCCUUUUGGUCUAUGGCUUGCAUUCACACCCACAUUUUCUCUUGGCCUGAUUGGCCUUUGGCUGGGUCUCAGUGUCGCCCUAGGGUACGCGAGCGUGCUCAGUGCAGUGCUUGUCUGGAAGGCGAACUGGGUCAGGGCGGUAGAAAGAGUUAGGGAGAGAUUGGGUUUGGGUGUGCAUGGUGUGGUUGGGAUAGACGGCAAGUGGGAUGUGAGAGAACAGGCUAUUGAAGAAAGGCAAGAGUUGCCAUAAUGUCGUACUUCUGGCGCGCAGCGGGAGUGACAAGGCACCGGAGUGAGAAUAGCCUGGAAGAGAAAUGGUCACAUCUCAUCGCGCGACGCGCCGUCGCUCCGUCCAGUGCUCGAGAGCUGAUGAGAAAACUAGACGAGGGAUAUACCGUUACUGCUAUCAGCAUGCAUGCGUACUCGUUUC